AUGGGGAGCAGUUCUUUUGGCCAAAACAAGCUACAGUAUUUGCCUGAUCAAUUCUUUGAAGACAACAUAAAUAUUGAAUUAUUGAGCUUAGGGAUGAAUAAUGUGUCUGCAAUUGACCUCAAAGGAAUGAAAAAAAUAUCAAUUCUGAUCGUUCACCAAAAUGGCAUAACAUCAAAAUCACUUACUCGCGCAGUCUUGAAUAAGUUGACGCAGAUAAACUCUCUUUUUGCAUCGUACAACAAACUUGAAGACAUCUCAGACUAUUCGUUUCUGAGAAGUUCUCAUUUACUCUACCUAUUUCUUUCAGAUAAUCCAAUAGAAUACAUUGCCAAAAGAGCUUUCUUCACUAAUUCAAACUUGAAAAACUUGCACCUAGUGCAAACCAAGAUCAAGAGCGUCAACAUGGAGUGGUACCAUUCAUCUAUCUACAGUAUUGGAGCAGCUGUACAUAUAUAUUCAACCGAGGAACCACAAGAGUUCGAAAUUCCCUCAUCAGUCGAAAAUAUUUUCAGCACUACGGGAUUCAGAUGCAGAGAAAAUAAUGCAUUUUCAUACUGUGCACCGUGUUUGUUUGGUAGCUAUAUUUUCUUCGAUGUUUCCAUCAAUAAAUUCGGUUGCGUUGGUUGCCCUGCAGGUGGCUUCUAUGAGGAUUCACUUGCGUACUACGGUGAAAGAGCGCACGGUAAUGGAUGUAAGAUGUGUGACAACGGUACGUUUGUGCACAUAAAAACUGCACCAGGGAAACGAAAGGACGACUGCAGACCAUGUCCCGAAGGUACGCAAAAUAAAUACUUUGCAGGUUUUAGAGCUUGCCAAUGUCAAAACGGGUUUUAUCGGCUCGAUCGCUUCGAAAAGUGCUACUCUUGUCCUGACUCUGGUGUCAUGUGUUUCAACGAAUCAAUGACUCUGAAUCCUGGGUACUACUGGCAGUGGAUUUCCCAGUCAGAGAAAGAGAACUAUAUCAACUUUACCAACAACCUGCAAAUAUUUGAUGACAGUUAUAACAGGGACCUUGUUACGUUUCGUGGAUCUUUCCCAAAACAUUACCAGUGUCCGAGGUUAGAGUCAUGUCUGGGCGGCCUGGAUGCUAGAUGUGCCGAGGGUUACACGGGACCUCUGUGUGCAGUAUGUGAUAAAGGACACUACAACCUCGUGUCAACUUGUUUCAAAUGUCCAAAACUUGGCUGGCUUAUCUUCCAGAUCAGUGUCAUCUCUUUGGUUGUCGUAGCUGUAUUGUACGUGGUCAUCAAAGUAAAGCGACAACAGAUCCAGAGCAAGCGAUCACUUGCCGAUAUCAUUCUUGCUCGUCUCAAGAUCAUUAUCUCAUUCUAUCAAAUAUUCUCUAGUACACUGGAUGGAUUUUCAUAUGUCCAGUGGCCAAGUGCCUUGACUAAGAUAAGUGAAUACGCCAAGUUUGUUCAGCUGAAUGUUCUCCAAAUUGCACCUCUACAUUGUUUUAGCUCUCGCUUCAAGAUGAAUGCUUACGAUCAUCUUGUUACUGCAUGCUCAACGACUGCAAUGGUCAUCCUGAUAACUUUGGUCUACUAUAACUUAAAGCAUCUCUAUAUUCUUAAAACUACCAAGCGUUCAGGAAAAUCUGCCAUUUCCGCAGACCUUGAAGCCAGAAAAGAGGUCUGCUACCGGAAUGUAUUCCUGUUCAUUUUUGUAACUUAUCCACAGACCUGCUCAACGAUCUUCUCAAUGUUACCAGCAGCCUGCCACAAAAUCUGCCAAGACAGCAGCCAGACGCAAUGUACCUUCUACUUGAAGGCUGACUACUCCAUUACUUGCUUUACCGAUAAGUACAAUCGGUACGUAAUAUUGACUUAUGCUGCUCUAAUCUACCCUUUUGCUGUUCCAAUUCUGACAGUCGUUAUUCUAUGGAAAUAUUACUUUAAAAACGUACACAAGAAACUGGCUAACAAGCUUAAUGGAGAAGAGAUGGGCCAAAACAAGAACGAUGUGCCAUGCCGUAAACAGACCAGUCAACAAACAAACAUCAGCCAGUGUACCAGCAACACAGCUCCAGAUGUCUACAGUAUUGAAAGGGAAACCGUUAGACAAAUCGAUGGCCUUCCAGAACAGCAAGAGUCCAACACAGACGAGAUAAAGGAAUCUGCUACACACGCAGAUUCAGGACUUGAUAGCAAUUUAGGGAUGGAAAGAACAAUGGUGAAGAACAAACUUGGAGAAAUAGACGGAAAAGGUUCGGACAGUACCAUGAUCACUAUCCAACCAAUCAUAGCAGGAAUGAGCUUCAUAUUCGAAAACUAUGCUGAGAAUUGCUGGUUCUGGGAAACCAUUGAAAUGAUGAGGAAGCUGUUGCUGACUUCUUCUUUGGCACUGAUUGGUGCUGAAGGAAGGAUGUCUCUUGGAGUUGCUUCCAUUCUGUCUGGUUGUUAUGCUAUACUCCAUGCUCACUUUAAACCAAUUCCUGAUAAGUUCGAGCAUGUUCUUCAGCUGACGGCACUUCUCGUUACCUUUGCCAACACGUGUAUUGGAAUGAUGCUCAAGAUAGACCAGGGUGCUUUGCUGGAUGCUGAUGCUAAGAUCAUGGAUUCGUGGAUUAUGACGGUUCUGCUAGUGAUGGCUAAUGUCAUGGUUACGGCCCUUGUUGUUGUAAAAUAUGUGAUGGUAGUUGGUAAGACUAUCUAUUCCGUUAUCAAAAACCCUCGCUGCUCUCUCGCUUGCUGUCUGUCAGUUAUUCUAACACUUGAUGAAGUACAAAGUGAAGCAAGGAGUAUGGAAAGUAACAUUGGAUUGGAGAUGAAAACACAGCUUCAAACUGGCAAUGAAUUCCAAGGACUGUCCUUGGAAGAUGCUGCUGGUGAUUAUGGUUUGACUGGGAUUGAUAUGGACCAUGAUAAAGAUGAGGAUGAUAAACUUUACGAUAGUGAAGAUGUUGAUUAUGGUGGCGGUGAAGGAAAUCUCAAAGAUGCCUACGUUGGUAUAAAAAAGAAGGACUGAGCAACGGUAAAAAAGAUAUCUAUAUUAAAAAAUACAAUGAGUUCCACCUGAAAUAUUUGGCUAAACAUAUGCUAUAUUGUAGAGUAAUAGUUCGCGCUUAUAAUUUGAUAUGUUUGGAAUUAAAAAUAAUGCAAGUAAUAAAGUAAUAAAUAGCAAAUUAAGACAAAAAGACGCUUUAACCGGCUAACAUAAUCCACGCAUGAUUAUUUUGUUGUAGUAUAAUGGCAGUAACCUUAUAAAGCUUAUGUAAUCACCUUGACAUAAAGGAAUGGUUGAAGUAAUCUUUCGAUCAGUAGCAACAAGUAAUUAAAGCGAAAAGAACGUUGGUGUAUGUAAUCCACACAAUAGAGUGUCUAUCGUUAAUGAGUGGGAAACAUACGGUACUGAUAAUGACUUACGGCACGUACUAAGUCGUAGUGCAUGCUGUAACAUUGAAAUGGCUUCCCAUAAGAAUGUUUAUCGUAUGAGUGGGAGACAUACAGUACUGACUUAUAGCACGUACACGGUACGACAUGCUGUACCACUAUUCUAUUUAAGACAUUAAAUAUAACUUUAAAAUUCAAAGUUUCAAAACAGAACGUUUUCAAGAACUCUUUUAUAAUCCAUUACGUCCAUAGAUUCAAUAUGUAAGU
Messenger RNA from Actinia tenebrosa (Australian red waratah sea anemone), 3599 nucleotides. RefSeq lists its product as uncharacterized. The record is from RefSeq and is a predicted model, not a curated record. Lineage: Eukaryota; Metazoa; Cnidaria; Anthozoa; Actiniaria; Actiniidae.